AGGAAGACCAACUAGAAAACCUUGGCGAAAAAGAUAACGACGACGAUUUACCCUAAAAAUCCACAAACAUCUACGAGACGACGACGGUGAUGAUUCGUUUCGCGGCGGCUUUCUUCAUCACUGUCCUCGUUGGUGUCGUUCGCAGCAAGGAGUGUACAAGAACUUGCACUACACAGAAUUGUGACACUAUUUCUAUUCGAUAUGGCAAGUAUUGUGGGUUUGGACACUUUGGAUGUCCUGGUGAAGAGCCUUGCGAUGAUCUUGAUGCUUGUUGUAUGGUCCAUGACCAUUGUGUUGGGUCAAAAGGUAUGACUAACAUAAGCUGCCAUAAGAAGUUCCAGCUAUGCGUAAACAGUCUAAGCAACUCGAUAAAACAAUCCAAAGACGAAAAGGUCGGCUUCGCCAAACAGUGCCCCUAUUCAGUAGUAAUACCUACGGUAAAUCAAGGAAUGGAUAUCGGGAUCUUAUUCAGUCAGUUAUGUAAUGAUAUAUAUUUACUCUGGUCUUGGAGGUAUCACAUUUGUGUUGGAACUAAAGCGUACCUCGUAAAGUUUUUUACUAAUUGGUGA
Messenger RNA from Camelina sativa (false flax), 569 nucleotides. RefSeq names its product phospholipase A2-beta-like. Gene Ontology annotation, biological process: phospholipid metabolic process; arachidonate secretion. Gene Ontology annotation, molecular function: A2-type glycerophospholipase activity. The record is from RefSeq and is a predicted model, not a curated record. Lineage: Eukaryota; Viridiplantae; Streptophyta; Magnoliopsida; Brassicales; Brassicaceae.